CCCAUCUCUCUUCCAUUACAGAUCAUCAUCACCGAAGACGUUAGCUAGCUAGCUUUGUUGUUGGAUCAUCAGAGAGAAGAAAGGUUUCGAGUAGCAAAGGCGUUAAUUAAGAGGAUAUUCAUGGCGACGACAGUGGGAAGAAACAUAGCAGCACCAUUGCUGUUCUUGAAUCUGGUUAUGUACCUGAUUGUGCUUGGUUUUGCAAGUUGGUGUAUCAAUAGAUACAUCAACGGCCAAACCCACCACCCAAGUUUUGGAGGCAACGGAGCAACGCCGCUCUUCUUGACGUUUUCCAUAUUGGCGGCAGUGAUAGGGAUAACAUCGAAGUUGGCCGGAGCUAAUCAUAUUAGGUUUUGGAGAAACGAUAGUCUCGCCGCUGCCGGGUCUACUUCCAUCGUUGCAUGGGCCGUCACAGCUCUAGCCAUGGGGUUGGCAUGCAAGCAAAUAAACAUAGGAGGGUGGAGAGGAUGGAGAUUGAAGAUGAUUGAAGCCUUCAUUAUAAUCUUGACGUUCACCCAACUGCUCUACCUCAUGUUGAUCCAUGCCGGUUCACUUAGCAGCAAAUAUGGUCCCGGCUACAGAGACCAAGAUUAUGCUACAGGCCAAGGUCAUGGUCAUGUACCACACACUGCUGGCGAGCACAAGGCUGGUGUUGGAACUACUAUGGCCCUUUAAUUUUAAGUUUGUGUGUUUAAUAUCGUGUUUGACUUUUGGAUAGUAAUUAAGUACCCCUAUGAUAGAUAAAUUAGUUGUGGUUUUCGAAGUUUUAUGUAAUAAUGUAAUUCUAUCCAUCUGACGAACGGAAGAAACCUUCUGUGGUCUUUUUGUUUAAGUUAUGGUUUUGUGUUUGA
Messenger RNA from Camelina sativa (false flax), 851 nucleotides. RefSeq names its product membrane protein PM19L. The record is from RefSeq and is a predicted model, not a curated record. NCBI's taxonomy places the organism in Eukaryota, Viridiplantae, Streptophyta, Magnoliopsida, Brassicales, Brassicaceae.